AUGAAGUAUGAUUUAGUUGUUAUCUCAGGUACAAGUCCUGAUAGUAGACCUUGCGUCGCUCUUACUUUCUUAGAUGCAGUUUACUUAUUCAAUUGCCCAGAUCAAACUCAGAGAAUAUUCAGAGAAAACAAAAUUAGAUUUGCAAAAUUAGAUACAAUCUUCAUGACAUCUCUCCAUAGCCAUUCUCUUGGUGGUUUUCAUGGCCUUCUCAUUACAGUUAUGGACAAUAAACAGAAAAAUGUUCAGAUUUGUGCCCCUACAGGAAUUGAAUCCGUCCUUGAAUCGUAUCGCAAUCUUCAUACCAACGAAAACAUCAAACCAAAUGUUGUAGAAAGCGUUUCAGAUAAAAAUAUACAAGCAAAAACCAUUCCUUUACAUUUAACAAACGCAUAUGAUGUCCAACUUUGCGAAGUUCCGGGCAAAUUCCUAAUCCAAAAGGCUAAAGAGCUUCAAAUACCACCAGGACCAGUCUACAGGAAGCUUCAAGACGGAGAAACGAUUACUUUAGAUGAUGGCAGAGUUAUUCAGCCAGAAAUGGUUGUUGGCCCUCCAACACCUGGUGAACACAUCUUAUUUGUUGAUUGCAGAUGCGAAGAAGACAUAGAUAUGCUUCCAGACUGCAAAAACUACGAUUUUGUAAUUCAUUUUACAAAUCUCGACAUUUUAAGAACGGAAAAGUACCUUUCCAAGUUCUCUCCUGACCAAAGAGCCCUUAUAUUCACAGAAACAGGCCAUAUUACCUUCCCAUCCGUUGCUAAUCUCUACCAAAACAUUUUGGAAAUUUCAGAUUUGUUCAAACCUCUUGUUCAUUACGAAACCGACAAAUCUCUGAAUUUAGGAAAGAAUUUCGUGAUUGCCGAGCAAGGCCUGGAGUUCGCCUUUUGUCCAGUUGAAAAGAAAAAGUUCAAUUUUCCGAAAUACGACGUAAAACUCCAAAAAGUUCCAAAAAUUGAACUUCCAAAAAUCCAAAGUUUCGGAAUCACUUUCACAGGCACUGGCAGUACUUAUCCGAGCAAGUAUCGCAAUGUUGCAGGCAUCUUGUUGCAUACUACAGACGGAUACAUUGUUUUUGACGCAGGAGAAGGAUUCGUUGGCCAAAUAAUGAGAAAAUUUGGAAUCGAAAAUUGCAAAGAAAUUUUAAAGAAAUUGAUAGCGAUUUUCAUAUCCCAUAACCACGGAGAUCAUGUAUUUGGAUGCUACGAACUCCUACAAACAAGAAGUCUCGUGACAGACGAAGAUGUUCCAAUAUUUUGCCCCGACCAAUUAAGAGACCAUUUGUUAAAUUUACAAAAAGUGUCAAGAUUUGGAAAUUUACAUUUCCAUUUACUUUCUAGAGAGGAAUUGACGUUUUCCACUGGAUCAACAACACUUGAGUUCAUCCCUGUUAUUCAUUGCAAAGGAUCUCAUGCUGUUGUUGCGAAUAUUUCUGGUGGAUACAGAGUUGUUUAUUCCGGAGACAAAAGUUUCUCGGAAGAAUUCGCGAAAAAGGUCGGAAAAUGCGAUUUGUUGAUACACGAAUCUACAUUCUCUGAUGACCUUGUUGAUGAGGCAACUGCGAAGAGACACUCAACAAUGGGACAAGCAAUAGAAACAGGAAAACUUUGCAAUGCAAAAUACAUUGUUUUGACUCAUUUUUCACAGAGAUACCCGAAGUUGCCUGUUUUCGAGGGUUCUGGCCACAUCGCGUUCGCGUUCGACUACCUCUCUUUCGUGUUCGAGGAUAUACAAAAGCUUUGUGAAGUAUGUCCGAAGAUUUUCCAGAUGAUUUCAGAUCUCGAAGCCGCUGAAGAAGAAGCAAAGAAUUAG
Trichomonas vaginalis G3 is the source of this 1806-nucleotide messenger RNA. RefSeq names its product zinc phosphodiesterase ELAC protein 2 family. The transcript has a single exon. Gene Ontology annotation, cellular component: mitochondrion. Gene Ontology annotation, molecular function: 3'-tRNA processing endoribonuclease activity. Gene Ontology annotation, biological process: mitochondrial tRNA 3'-end processing. Bases 1 to 1806 code for a protein of 601 amino acids. The record is from RefSeq and is a predicted model, not a curated record. Lineage: Eukaryota; Parabasalia; Trichomonadida; Trichomonadidae.